AUGUACCGGUUGUUUCUCAGGGUAGGGUUCCGACAACCCACGACAGCCGGGCUCCGGGGCCCUGGGCCUGAGCAGGUCCCUGAGCCUCAGCAGCUCCUCGCCGCGCCCUGCAGACCGCAGCGCCUCACUCCCCUGCUACGGCAAAGUGGCGGGUCGGUAUUGUUUCUUGGAGGCAAUGAAGUGAAAAGCAGUGCUGUGGUGAAAUACUCCUCUGCCCCCCCGCAAGCAGCGUUUGCCCGUCUGCAGGAGAAAACUGAUUUGAAGCUUCCACCUGCCAACUGGUUGCGUGAAAGCGCUAAGCUGGGACCAGCAGGGACAACCAUUCUUGGCAACAGCAAAAAAAGUAAACCAUUUUCAAGCUUUGGGAUGGCGUAUGACUUCAUUGACUCAGUUGGAAAUGAUGUCGAUGUUGUGUCUGAUUCAGAGAAUAUUAAAAAACUUCUGAAGAUACCUUAUAGCAAGUCACAUGUGAGCAUGGCAGUACAUCGCAUUGGGCGGACGCUCUUGUUGGAUGAGCUGGAUAUUCAAGAACUCUUCAUGAGAUCAUCUCAGACAGGGGACUGGACAUGGCUGAAAGAGUUUUACCAAAGGCUCAUUGAUCAAAAGUGGCAACGAAAAAAGAAGAGUAAAGAACAUUGGUACCAGAAGGCUAUACUUUCAAAAUUUUUGUAUUAUAGCAUUAAUGGUGAUGGAGCUGCUCAGCCUGUUCCUUCCACUUCAAAACAGCACCAGGAGGGUCCCGUUUCAGGUGAGAGUGAUGAAGCAGGAAGGGCCUCCUGGCCAGCUCCUUUUGAAAUGCCUUCUUCGUUAUCUGAAGACCCAGGUGCUUCUAAUCAGGGAAGUGUGCCUCUUGAACCCUCAUAUAUAGUGGGGCAUGUGGCCUCAGCCCCCAAAGAACAAAACCUGACUACUUUGUUCAAUGACGGGGAAAACAGUCAGGGACUUAAAAAUGACUUUGUUCGUAAUAUCUUGUGGACCUUUGAAGAUAUCCACAUGUUAGUAGGAUCAAACAUGCCUAUAUUUGGAGGUGGAAGAUACCCUGCUGUGAGCUUGCGUCUCAGGGAUAACAACAAGCCAAUAAAUGUGCUAACAGGAAUUGACUAUUGGUUGGACAACUUAAUAUGCAAUGUACCAGAGCUUGUGAUGUGCUUUCAUGUUAAUGGAAUUGUUCAGAAAUAUGAAAUGAUCAAGACUGAAGAUAUUCCCAAUUUGGAAAACUCUAAUUUUUCUACCAAAGUGAUAAAAGAUAUUGCUCAAAAUAUCUUAUCUUUUCUGAAGUCAAAUUGCACCAAAGAAGGACAUACUUACUGGUUAUUUAAGGCAAGUGGGAGUGAUAUAGUAAAGCUCUAUGACCUAACCACCCUUUGUGAAGAGACAGAAGACAAAUACCAAAACCCUUUCACAAUGCCAGUGGCAAUUCUUCUAUACAAAGUUGCUUGCAAUAUGAUGCUGAAGAAAAACCAGAACAAGAAGCACUAUGGCACUAUCAGAACAUUGCUCCUUAAUUGUCUUAAAUUAUUGGACAAUGGCAGACAUCCUCAAAUUAUUGCUUCAGCAAACUACAUGUUAUCAGAGCUUUUUCAGUUGGAUGAACCUAAAAAAGACGACAGUACGGACUUCCCUAUCAAUGGAAAUUCUGAUGAAAGUUAUAGCGAGGAAGAGGAGGAAAUGCCAGACAGUGAUGAAAAUGGUUCUUACAGUAACAGUUCUGAUCCACCAGAUGACAAUAAAGCAGUGGCUAUAAUCAAAUCUGUUGGAGAGUUAUCAGUACCAGAAAAAUACAAGUCUGUUCAUCGAAUACGUCCAAGUUGUGCCUUUCCUGUCUGCCAUGGCACUGAGGAGCGCUGCAGGCUAGUGCUCAACUAUGUCCUGGAGGGCUUGAAGUCUGUUGACAGCAGUGUUAAAAAAGAGGGUGACCUUCCUGCAGCUGACCCCAGCACUCCAAUCCCAUUGAAAUAUGAAGAUGAAUCCACCAGUGGUGGUCCUGAGUGUCUGGAAAAACAGAUAGCAUUGUUUUUAGACAAAAUGGGCUCGUUUCAGAAGGGUAAGCAUUCCAGUCAGUCAGGAAUGAUUCCUGGAUCGUGGCAAUAUAAAAUGAAACUUCAGCUCAUUCUGAAAUCGUCAAAGGCUUAUUAUGUGCUAUCUGAUGCUGCUAUGGUUCUGCAGAAAUACGGGAGAGCAUUACGAUACAUCAAGCUGGCUUUACAGUGCCAUGAUACCUACUGUUGUCUCUGCGCCAGCAUGCUUCCUGAAGUAUUAGUAUUUCUUUGUCAGUGUUUAACACUUUGUGGAGAUAUCCAAUUAAUGCUUGCUCAGAAUGCAAACAACAGAGCAGCAUAUCUGGAAGAAUAUAAUUACCAGACAAAAGAAGAUCAGGAAAUAUUACACAGUCUUCAUAGAGAAUCCAGGUGCCAAGUGUUUGCCUGGGCUACAGACUUGUCUACGGACUUGGAAUGCCAACUUUCCAUCAGCUGUAAAUGUUAUGAAGCGGCUUAUGAAAUUUUACUUUUCAGUAAUUUAAAAAAUCAAAAUCCAGAGCAGCAUAUACAGGUGUUAAAGAGGAUGGGCAAUAUCAGGAACGAGAUUGGAGUGUUUUACAUGAACCAGGCUGCUGCAGUGCAGACUGAGAGAGUGGUGAGUAAAAAUGUAUCGACGACAGAGCAGCAACUCUGGAAGAAAAGCUUCUCUUGCUUUGAAGAAGGGAUUCAGAAUUUUGAGUCAAUUGAUGAUGCAACCAACGCUGCUCUUCUGCUCUGCAACACGGGCAGACUGAUGCGAAUUUGUGCUCAAGCACACUGUGCAACUGAAGGUGACUUCAAAAGAGAGUUUUCCCCAGAAGAGGCCCUUUAUUAUAAUAAGGCUAUUGACUACUAUCUGAAGGCAUUAAGAUCCCUAGGGAAGAGAGAUGUGCAUCCGGCUGUUUGGGAUUCUGUGAACUGGGAGCUGUCUACUACGUAUUUCACUAUGGCAACGCUACAGCAGGAUUAUGCUCCACUCUCUAGAAAGGCUCAGGAACAGAUAGAGAAGGAAGUGAGUGAAGCCAUGAUGAAGUCCUUGAAAUACUGUGAUGUUGAUACAGUGUCUGCACGACAGCCUCUCUGCCAGUAUCGGGCUGCAACCAUCCACCACAGGCUUGCUUCCAUGUACCACAGUUGCCUGAGAAACCAGGUUGGUGACGAGCAUUUGAGGAAGCAACACCGUGUACUCGCUGAUCUACAUUACAGUAAAGCAGUACGACUCUUCCAGCUCUUGAAGGAUGCACCCUGCGAGUUCCUUCGUGUGCAGCUGGAAAGAGUGGCAUUUGCAGAAUUUCAGAUGGCGAGUCAGAACAGCAGUGCUGGUAAAUUAAAGACUUUGUUUGGGGCCCUAGAUAUAAUGGUGAAGACCAAGAGUGCGUUCCAGCUCAUCAGAAAGGAGCUUGUGGUAGAAAGUGAACAGAUAAGCAAGGAUAAAAGUAGUGCUGAGAAUACAUCACCUAACGAUCCCUCUGCUGGUCUUAACAAAGAAGAAGUAUUGAAACUGCUUAGUAUUUUUGAGUCCAGAAUGUCAUUCCUUCUCCUCCAAUCCAUUAAAUUGUUAACGUCAACCAAAAAAAAAAUUGGGGGCAUUAAUGAAGAAGAAGUUGUUCUUAAAACAAACAAGCAAGUUUACUCCCUGCUGUUGCGUGCAACUGCUAACAAAAGCAUGACUCUGCUGGAACGAAUCGAGGUAAUCCUAAAUUUACUGGAACAGCUGACUCAAAGUAACGAAGCUGGUAAUGGAGGAACUCAGUGACUGAAACGCUGCUCAGCAGUAGAACCAGUGCCUUGCUCUGCAUGGGAUCAGUGGCAGUUUUUCCCAUGUAUUUGUAUUUAUUGAAGGUGAUAUCACCGCUGUUAGGCUGUACAUCUGGGAAGGAACAGGAUUUUCCUUUUACCCUGCGAGAACUCUGCAAUGGUUUGGUUACUGGUGUUUCUUUGAAAUGCCAGUUUGGGGGUCUGGAUAGAAACGUAACAAUUUUUUGUUUGUAGGGAGAAAUUCCCAGUUUUUCCUCUUGCAGGUAAUGGGCUUUGCAGUGAUACAAAUGUUUUGCAUAAAAAUGUAAUCUCACAGUUGCUCUGGUUUGAUAUUUAAUGAAAUCUACCUUGUGAGCAAGGCUUCACUGGAACGCUUUAACCGGUAACGAUGAACCAAAGUUGUACAAGGAAAUGUCUGUUGAAUAUGUGGACACACUACUUUGAUGACAGUUACUACCCUGCACAAAAAUCUGUGCCUUUCUAGCUUUGAUGGAAGACUCUUGCAAACGUUAGCCAUCACUGGGACUUCAAUUUGUGCCAGAAAGUGAAUGGUUUUAGCUGUGUUUGAAUUGAUCAAGAAUAGUAUUAUCUUUUUAAGACUUGAAACUGUGAAUAAAUGAGAGCAUAUUUUUAAAUAAAAGUUUAUUUAUUAAAUAUAAACUCACAAAUGGACCUGUCUUGCUUUUAUUGAUUAUGACCCUCACCAGAGAAGCAAACUGCUCAACAGAGUUAAAACUAUUUGAAAGGCAGCAGGGGCUGCAAAAAAAAUCUGCAAAAUCAGGACUAACAAAUGAGUGUAGUCCUAAUCUCAGCAUGUGAGGACUCUGCUUUUUGGAAAUAUGUAU
Messenger RNA from Athene cunicularia (burrowing owl), 4621 nucleotides. It is a transcript of the gene EDRF1, whose product is annotated as erythroid differentiation regulatory factor 1. Gene Ontology annotation, biological process: positive regulation of DNA-templated transcription. The transcript is spliced from 25 exons. The record is from RefSeq and is a predicted model, not a curated record. Lineage: Eukaryota; Metazoa; Chordata; Aves; Strigiformes; Strigidae. The coding region runs from base 1 to 3774 and encodes 1257 amino acids.